AUGGAGAAUUUGAACAAAACCUUGGUGAGAACAUUCAUCCUGCUAGGAUUUUCCAACAGCCCUGGGCUGCAGGUUGUAUUUUUCCUGCUCUUUUUUCUUAUGUACCUGGUGACAUUAUCUUUAAACCUUCUACUAAUCAUCGCUGUGAGACUCAGUUCCCAACUUCACACCCCUAUGUACUUUUUCCUGUGCAACCUCUCUGUCAUUGACAUCUUCUUCUCAACAACCAUUGUGCCAAAAAUGCUUACAAACACCUUAUCUCAGGACAAAACUAUAUCCUUCAUGGGAUGUGCAGCCCAAAUGUAUUUCCAUUUAGCUCUCGGAGCUACAGAGUGCUUAAUACUAGCUGUGAUGGCCUAUGACCGGUAUAUCGCUAUAUGUAAACCUUUGCAAUAUAACAAUAUCAUAAAUAAGAGUGUCUGCAUAGGUCUUUCUGCUGCCUCGUGGUCCAUGAGCUUUUUGAACUCCGUGGUCCAUGCAGUUUUCACCUUCCAGCUGCCUUACUGCAGGUCUAACCUGGUGAACCAUUUUUUCUGUGAGAUGCCCCCCCUCUUCCGGCUCUCCUGCGCAGAUACUUGGUUCAAUGAAGUUGCAGUGUAUAUCUCAGGUGGCUUAAUUGCUUCUUGUUCUUUCAUGCUCACAUUAUUGUCCUACGUUCACAUAAUUUCUACCAUCCUAAAGAAUGGAUGCAGUAAAGGACAACACAAAGCUUUCUCUACUUGUGCCUCCCACCUUGUAGUUGUCUCACUCUACUAUGGUACUAUUAUGUUCAUGUACUUACGACCUCGAUCCAGUUACUUCCCAGAUCAGGACAGAGUCAUCUCUAUCUUCUAUACAGUGGUAACACCAAUGUUGAAUCCCAUGAUCUACAGCAUAAGGAACAAGGAUAUUAAAGUAACCAUCAGAAAGAUGUUGAGCAAGUUGGCCCAUUUGUGA
This is a messenger RNA of Pseudophryne corroboree (corroboree frog), 936 nucleotides long. RefSeq names its product olfactory receptor 5AR1-like. Gene Ontology annotation, biological process: G protein-coupled receptor signaling pathway. NCBI's taxonomy places the organism in Eukaryota, Metazoa, Chordata, Amphibia, Anura, Myobatrachidae. Gene Ontology annotation, cellular component: membrane. The coding region runs from base 1 to 936 and encodes 311 amino acids. Gene Ontology annotation, molecular function: olfactory receptor activity; G protein-coupled receptor activity; odorant binding. The record is from RefSeq and is a predicted model, not a curated record. The transcript has a single exon.